ACAAAUAAAAACACAUCAAGCUUAAAAGACCUUAUAUCCAUACUUAAUCAAAAUAUUGAAAUAUAUUUUAUUUUUACAACACUUUAAUAAAUAUGAAAAACUGGAAGAAAUACAUUUUAUGGUUUGCGCAGGAGCACACGGAUUUUCGUCAGGCGGAGUUUGAUUCGCUAGUGCAAUUGUUCAAUUUGGAAUAUCGAAAGAUAAGUUUGGAUUCUUUGAAGCCUUUCUGGAUUUUGGAGUUUCCAAAUGAAGACAGCGUACUAAAAAUAGGAUCCAGAUCUGUAGGUGUAAGAGCGAUUUUUGAGUUAUGGUCCCAUGGUCAAGAUUAUAAAAGUUUCCAUAAAGAGUUAAAAAAUUACAUAAAAUCUAAUGCGGCAGCUACCAAUUGCUGGUUUAAAAGAGAGUGUAGUUUCAAAAUCACGGUGGAAACAUACAAUAAGCAUCUCUUGCAGAAAGAAAAAGUACAAAAAAUUGAAACUAUGGACUACUUGCCUUUAGAGGGUAAUGUUGAUCUAAAGAGUCCAAACGUUGAAUGGUGGUAUAUAGAGUUUUGGGGUUUGGAUCCUACCAAUGUACCCGAAACUCCGGAAGAUAUUUUGUUUGGAAGAUGGUUAGGAAAUGGUCAGCGACACUUGAUCAAAGAAAUGUCUUUGAAAAAACGCAAAUUUAUCGGCAACACGAGCAUGGAUGCUCAACUAAGUUUAAUCAUGGCAAACCAAGCCUUAGUUCAGCCAGGAGAUAUUGUAUUCGAUCCUUUUGUAGGCACUGGAUCCCUUUUAGUAAGUGCUGCAAAGUUUGGUGGCUACGUUUUGGGUGCCGAUAUUGAUUUUAUGAUGUUACAUGCCCGUGCUAGACCUAGCAGAAUAACUCAAAAAGUUCGGGAAAAAGAUGAAAGCAUUCGGUCAAAUUUACAACAAUAUAACUGCGAAACUCGUUACCUAGACGUAGUAGUUGCCGACUUUUCGAAUCCGCUCUGGAGGGACACCAUCAAAUUUGACAGUAUAAUAACUGAUCCUCCUUAUGGCAUACGAGAAUCCACAGAAAAGGUUGAAACAAAAUAUAACGGCAAACCAAUCAACAAAGAUGUUCCACACUAUCCUUCAACUUCUCACUAUUCCUUGCGACAUUUAUACAAGGAUUUAUUGUUAUUUGCUGCUAAGCAUUUAAAAAACGGUGGAAGAUUGGUGUGUUGGCUGCCAUUUCACAAAGACGAUUAUACGGAAAAAAUGAUACCUCUUCACAAGAACCUUAGGUUGGUUUCAAAUUCGGAACAAUCUUUAAGUGGGCAAACUGCAAGGCGCCUCUUAACGUAUGAAAAACAUUCGGAACCAGAUAAAAAUCAGGAUUUCAAUGUUAUUUUUGACGAAUCAUUGAAUUUAGAUUUUAGAGAGAGGUAUUUCGAUAAUGCGGUAGAGAGCAGAAGCGAGAGGCGCAUGCGCAAAGCUGAACAAAGAGUCCAAGGGCGUUUGGAAGCAUUGAAACGUGGAAAAGCUGUGCUCAAUGGGAGGGAAAAUAAGUGUAAUUUAAAUAAGGCAAGAUUUAAUCAUCUUUAUAAUGCAGAAAGUAAAUAACUUACGUACAACAUUGCGCAAAACUAAAAGUAUCAAAUCAAAAUA
Molecule: messenger RNA, 1616 nt
Organism: Stomoxys calcitrans (stable fly)
Lineage: Eukaryota; Metazoa; Arthropoda; Insecta; Diptera; Muscidae
Product: tRNA (guanine(10)-N2)-methyltransferase homolog
Exons: 6
Coding region: 93-1571 (492 amino acids)
Biological process (GO): methylation
Cellular component (GO): cytoplasm
Molecular function (GO): nucleic acid binding
Source: RefSeq, a predicted model, not a curated record